UUGAACCCUCGGGAAAAUCAUAUUCUUUUAUAUGAAAAAAUUUAAUAAAUAAAAUUUUAUUUGAAAAUUAAACUCAAAUAAUAAUAAAAAGAAGCGAAAAAAAAGAACAAAAAAAAAGUGAAUAAAUAAACACAAAAAAAAAAGAAGGAAAAAUAAGAAAAAUCGGGCGUAGUUACAGUAGCAUUUUCGAAGAAAAAUAAAAAAAAAACAGAAUAAAUAAUUUCAGUAUCACAAAAAAAAAAAUAAAACAAAAUUUGGUUAAUAAAAUAAAGCGUAAAAUUCUUACAAAUUACAAAAAGAAACAAAAAAACGAAAAAAUAAAGAAUUUAAAUUUUAAUUUAAAAUAAUAGAAUAAAAAUUGAAAAUUUAAAGAUAAUACGAAAAUUAAUCAAAAAAAUAAUAAGAUAAGAAAAAACAAAAUAAACAUUCAACAAACAAAAUAAUAUUAUAAACACCUCUACAAUCUAAAAUAGCUAGUUGUCCUGGACAAAAUCAAAAAAAAAAAAAGAAAUACAAAAACAAAAAUAAAACAUUGUAUACAAUAAAAAGCAAAACCAAAUAAUAAAAUUUUAUAUUCGAAUUUAGAUCAUAAAUAACAUCUCACAAUUGGGCUAUAAAGAACAGAAAAAUAAAAUACUGAAAAAAAAACAUCAAAAUCAUCAAAAUAAAAAAAAAGAUAAGAAAAAAACAUUACAUUAUAAAUGUACAAAAUUUUUUAGUGGAAAAAUUGAAAUACAUGCAUCUAUCUACUUACCUUUAAAGACAAAAAAAAAAAAUGAAAAAUAAAAUUAGAAUAAUUUAGGAAAUUUGUUUAAUAUAAAAAUGUAAAUUAUAAAAGUCAUAUGAAUACGUGUUAAAAUUAAAGAAUAUAUUAGAUAAAAAAAAAAUUUUUCCUUCUUAUUGAAAAUUAGAAGAAGAAACAUUAUGAUAAAAAUAAAAAUUUAAUAAAAUUUUAUUAAAAAAUAAAAAAUUCUAAAUAAUAGAAAAUAAAAAAUGUUAAUAGAAAAUAGCAAAAUAACAAAAUGGUGAAAUAAAAACAAAAUUUAAAUUAUAUUACUACGGUAACACUUCACUCAAGGAAGUCAAAUUAUAUGAGAAACGUACAAAAAGAAAAGGAGAGAAAGUGAUUGAGAGAAAUAAUUUAAUGCAAUUGUAAAAAAAGGUAGAAUAGCGGGAAGUGUUUUUCAAAAUGUCACAGAAAAAUAUUAUUUAUUUUUUAUACUCAUGCACUAUAUGUGUUAAUUUUAUUGAUCGAUCCGAAUCUGGAGUUUUUCCGGAGAAUUACACAACAAGUCCGUCAUCAUCUUCAUCAGUAUCGUUAUCGUCGUCGUCAUCAUUAUCUUCAUCAUUACCAACAUCAUUGCCAUCAGUUCCAUCGUUAUCAUCAAUAUCAUCGGCAUCAUCAACGUAUACAAUAUUUAAUAAUCAACAACAACAACAGCAGCAGCAACAAUCAUUAAUCGAUUUGGAUAGCACAUUAUUAAAAAAUUUACUUAACAUAUCAAAUAAUCCACCAGAAUUGAUUGAAUAUUAUGAAUUAGAUGAUGAUAUACCAACAUCAACAUUUCAAUCAGUAUAUGAUGUGGGUAAAAUAACAGCAUCAUCACAAUCAAUUACAAUAACAACGUUAAUACCAUCAGUAAAUACAAUAACCACAAAAAUAGAGGAAGUACCAACAUCAAUAGUAUCUUCAUCAAUACCAUCAUCAUUAUCAACAUCAUCGGUAUCAUCAAUAUCAUUAUCAUCACAAAUAGAAAAGACAUCAUCAUUAUUAGAAAAUAUAACACAAAAAACAACAAUAAUAUUAACAACACAACCACCAACACCACCACCUGAUAUAUAUCCGGAUCCAGAAGAAGUCAAUCGAAAAAUUAAAGUAUUAAAUAUAAAUCAUAUUCCACAUAGAUCAACAUCAUCAAGUUUUGAAAAUAUAUCACCAUCAGGAGGUGAAAAUAUUAUUGAUGAAAUACCAAUAUCAUCGUCAUCAUCAUCAUCGUUAUCAUCAAACAGCAACAAUAAUAAUAAUAAUUAUAAUAAUAAUAAUAUAGUGGAUUAUAGUAUUCGUGAUAAUGAUUUUAAAGGACAUGAUCUUAUCGAUAAUAUUAUGUAUAUAUAUUAUGGAUCACAAAAAUCAAUUCGUAAUGGUAUUGGUAGUUCAAUUGUUAUUGGUGGAUCAGUAUUGGCAUUAGCUGCACAAAUCUUAUGUUUAAUAUUAAUGAUAUUACGUAAUAGACGUUUGAGACGUCAGAAUGCAUUAUUUUCAAUAUUUUUCAAUUUUGUAUUUACGCUAUUAAUUGCAAAUUUAAUAUUUGUAUUAGGUGUACAAGCAACACGUAGUGAAUUUCGUUGUGGUGUUAUUGCAAUUUUAUUACAUUAUUUUCAUUUAAGUACAACAAUAUGGGGUCUAAUAUAUAUAUAUAUUAUAUAUGAUUAUAUAGUUAAUGAUUGUGGUAUUAAUUUAAAAUAUAAUUAUUUUAUGGCAUAUGGUGCACCAGCUAUAUACGUAUUGUUUUCUUGUGCAAUAUCAAGUUCAAGUUAUGAGACUGUUGAAUUCUGUUGGAUGUCAGUACAUCGUGGAAUGAUUGUCAACUUUAUGAUACCAAUAUCAGGUAUUAUAUUAACAUCAACUGUACUUGGAACCCUAUGUUUAAGAGAAAUCGCAACAAAACAACGUGAAGUAAUAGCUGAAAGUAUUGAAAAUAUUCUUGAGAAUGCUGCAAAAUGUCAUGAAAUAAAUAAUGCUGCAACUGUUAUUGAAACAGAUAAAUGUUGUGAAAUAGAAGAAAGGGCAACUGAACCUUGCAAAAAAAAUGACUUCUAUGAUUCAAAAUUUGAUUUAGGUGUUUUAUCAAUUGUUGAUUUAUCAUUACAAAGUUCAGCUGACACCCAAGAUUUUACAGAUUUUAAAAGAUCAAUUAAAUUCUGGUUAUUUUUUCAACCAGCAUUCGCAUUAUGCUGGUUUUUUGGUACAAUUGCAAUGGAAAAUCGUCAAACGUAUAUUAUGCCAAUUAUUUUUAUAAUAUCAUGUAAUAUUAUGAAUUGGUAUCUUUUGAUAAGAUCACCAUAUAUUUGUCCAAUUAUUCAAGAUCAAAAUCAAAAAGAAAAAUUUCCUGUUAAUGAUACAAAUGAGGAAUCACAACAACAUGUUCAAGGAACUGAUACGAUACCAUUAUUAUGUACACCAAAUUCAAAAUUGCAAAAUCCCAAAAUAUCGAAUAUUAUCGAGGAUAGCAUGAACGAACAAAUAAAUAAUUUAACAGUGAAUUGGGGUGAUUCAUUAGGUGAUAUAUCAAUUAAUUUAGAUUCAAUUAGUACGAUAAGCAGUUAAAAUGGGAAAUAAAAAAUACUCAUUAUUAAAAAUUUUAGAUUUAACUAGAAAUGAUUAUAAAAUAAAAUAUUGCAUUUAUAUACAUAAUACAUAAUGAUAAUACAUAAUAACAUGCGUAGAUAAAAUAUUAAUACACAAUUUACAUAUUUACAUACAUUAUAUAUAUAAUUACAUUUAAAAAUUACCUUUAUGAUAUUUUAAAAAUAUAAAAAUUAACAAUUUGUUGUAAUCAAAUAAGUAAGUUCUAAAGUAAUUACAAAUUUUUUUAAAAUUAAUAUAAAAUUUAUUACAUUUUAUAUAUGAAUGUAACCUUUGAAAUUAUAAUUAUUUAUUAGAUAUCGUCAAAAGUGCAACUGCAUUAAAUUUAAAAAAUGUUAUUUCCAUUAUACACAGUUUCUUUUCUAAAAAGUGCGCGAUAAAGAAAUAUUUUCUAGCAAAGCAGGUAUGACUGUUUAAACUUUAACAGUUUAAAAAAUUCAUUCUAGACCUUCAAUCAUUUAAAGACCUUUAUCUACCAGACAUUAAAGUCUUUAAACUUUAAGCUAUUAAUAAUUUAUUAAAAAAGUCUAUAUCUAAAAAAUUUUUAUACAACACAUUUGAUGAUAUAAAGUACAUUGUUAUAAUAUUUAAAUUUAAAAAAUAUUUUAAAAUUAAAAAUAUUUUAUAUUGUGCUAGUACCUUGUUUUUAUCGAAACUUCUUUUUUACCUUAUUUUUAUAAAUAUGUAUAUUUUAAAAUAAACCAAAAAAUUUUAAUAUAAGAGUUGAAUUGG
Condylostylus longicornis is the source of this 4099-nucleotide messenger RNA. RefSeq lists its product as uncharacterized. The transcript is spliced from 8 exons. NCBI's taxonomy places the organism in Eukaryota, Metazoa, Arthropoda, Insecta, Diptera, Dolichopodidae. Gene Ontology annotation, molecular function: G protein-coupled receptor activity. Gene Ontology annotation, cellular component: membrane. The record is from RefSeq and is a predicted model, not a curated record. The coding region runs from base 1190 to 3328 and encodes 712 amino acids. Gene Ontology annotation, biological process: cell surface receptor signaling pathway; adenylate cyclase-activating G protein-coupled receptor signaling pathway.